AAUUCCCUCACUUUAAUUACAUUUCUUGCUGCAGUUGCACCGGCAUGAGCACCAUUAGGUACCAAUAAUCUGCUACUAAAGCACCUGAAGCUGCAAUCACAGAAACCUCAGCUCACUCUGGAAGAAGCCAACCAUCAGUGCCUCUGCCUGCACGUAGUGAGCUCACAUGGUUCAGCUUCCCGCAAUGAAGCGCGUGAAGGGGCGGGCCCCACUGUCAGUGGUGGUGGCGAUCAUCGGCGGGCUGGCUCUCGCGGGCAUCAUCUUUACAGAGGACCUCCGGGGUCUCACUGAGGUCAAGGAGAAGGUGACAGACAAGGAGAAGAAGAGAACGUCGCUGCGGACCGUGAUGAGGACGUCGGCGUUGCUCUCUGCUGAUCAGCCGCCGCCGCCAGCGGUGCUCUCGGUCGAACCAGCAACGGCAACGCCGCCGCCAGCGCCGAAGAUGGCGUUCAACGCGACCCGGUGCAGCGUGACGGAUGGGUACUGGGCGUACGACAGGUCCAAGAAACUGCCUUACACGGACCAGACGUGCCCAUACGUUGACAGGCAGGACUCUUGCCAGAGGAACGGCAGGCCGGACAGCGACUACCUAUACUGGGAUUGGCAUCUUGAUGACUGCCUUCUCCCGAGGUUUGACCCUGUGUCCAUGCUGGAGAAGCUGCGGGGGAAGCGGAUCAUGUUCGUGGGCGACUCGCUGCAGCUGGGCCAGUGGCUCUCCUUCGUCUGCCUCGUCAACUCCGCCGUCCCGGACACCCCGGGCGCCAAGUCCAUGGAGCGCAGCCGCACCCUCUCCGUCUACACCGUCAAAGAGUACAACGCGUCCAUCGAGUUCUACUGGGCGCCGUUCCUGGUGGAGUCCAACUCGGACCGGAACAUCGCGCUGGGCGCGGGCGGCCGCGUCCUGCACGUCGACGCCAUCGAGGAGCACGGCAAGCACUGGCGCCGCGCCGACAUCCUCGUCUUCGACAGCUACGUCUGGUGGAUGACCGGCUACAGGAUCAAAUCGGUGUGGGGAUCGUUCGGGGACGAUGGGUACGAGGAGCUGGACGCCUGGGUGGCGUACCGGCUGGGCCUCAAGACGUGGGCCAACUGGGUCGACUCCAACGUCGAUCCCGCCACCACCCGCGUCUUCUUCAUGUCCAUCUCCACCACGCACAUGAGGAGCGAGGACUGGGGAAGGGAAGGAGGAAUCAGGUGCUACAACGAGACGUGGCCGAUCACGCAGCGGGGCUACCGAGGCAGCGGCUCCGACCGUCGGAUGAUGGAGGUGAUGUCCGACGUGCUGGGCAGGAUGAGGACCCCCGUCACGCUGCUCAACAUCACCCAGCUCACGGAGCACCGCGUCGACGCCCACGUCUCCGUCUACACCGAGACCGGCGGCCUCCUCGUCACCGACGAGGAGAAGACCGAUCCGCAGCGCUACACCGACUGCAUCCACUGGUGCAUCCCCGGCGUGCCGGACACAUGGAACCGACUCCUCUACGCCCACUUGUAGCCUAGCCUCUCGGCUCUCACAAGUCACAAGCACGCAACGCAACGCAAGCCCACUAGUGACUAGUGGUAGCAGCUAGCGGACAAAGGAUACGGAUAAUGACAGCGAAAAAUGAGGAGAUAUAUUAAUUACGGUGUAUCGUUUCAAGGAUGA
This is a messenger RNA of Oryza sativa Japonica Group (Japanese rice), 1645 nucleotides long. RefSeq names its product probable xylan O-acetyltransferase 8. Gene Ontology annotation, molecular function: O-acetyltransferase activity. NCBI's taxonomy places the organism in Eukaryota, Viridiplantae, Streptophyta, Magnoliopsida, Poales, Poaceae. Gene Ontology annotation, cellular component: Golgi apparatus. The record is from RefSeq and is a predicted model, not a curated record.